GAGUUGGGGUCCGCAAGCUCACCAGAGGCAGAGGGAGAGAAGGAAGGCAGUUGGUCUGCACAGCGAGCUCUGGAAAGCCUGGAGGCGCUCCUGGAAGCUGACUCGCAGCCGCCCGAGGCAAAUGCAUCACCUGCACUGGCUUCCUGUGCAGAUGUGGCCUACCAGGUGUUGGGCUCCGUGUUCAGCCCAGAGCUGGCUGAGGCUUUCUGGUCUGUGGAAGACGCCCUCAGUGCCGUCGCCGCCUGGGAAACCGGAGAAGACGACUCAGAGGAAGAGCCUGGCGAAGACUCCACAGAGCCUGGUGAGGCUUCGAAUUCGCACCGGGGCUAUGGCAGACGCUUCCGCGGGGCGGCAAGCGAGGAAGGCACCUCGGGAGAUGCUACUUUUGCAGACCCAGCCACGCCUGCAAGCAGCUCUCGGGGACAACGCCGGCCGUGGCUCACUUCGGCAGAGCAGCUUCCACU
Molecule: messenger RNA, 464 nt
Organism: Symbiodinium pilosum
Lineage: Eukaryota; Dinophyceae; Suessiales; Symbiodiniaceae
Source: the annotation of a GenBank genome assembly